Tigriopus californicus is the source of this 1416-nucleotide messenger RNA. RefSeq names its product protein hunchback-like. NCBI's taxonomy places the organism in Eukaryota, Metazoa, Arthropoda, Copepoda, Harpacticoida, Harpacticidae. The coding region runs from base 146 to 1303 and encodes 385 amino acids. Gene Ontology annotation, biological process: regulation of transcription by RNA polymerase II. Gene Ontology annotation, cellular component: nucleus. The record is from RefSeq and is a predicted model, not a curated record. Gene Ontology annotation, molecular function: RNA polymerase II transcription regulatory region sequence-specific DNA binding; DNA-binding transcription factor activity, RNA polymerase II-specific. The transcript has 5 exons.
GUCACACUGGGUCCAGUCGUCCGGCUUCAUCAGUUGACUCAAACCUGUUGGUAAGUGAAUGCUACCUUCUGUGAGUGACUUUCCGGUUAUCCAUGUGUGAGGAGGCUCACUUGGGAUUGAGCGUGUGCCCAAGACUGCCCAUGUAAUGGCUGAGCCCUCUCCCAUCUUUAUCACGGUGGACCCGUGGGCGUCCAACCUAUCCAGCCAGUACUCUGUGGCUGUCACUUCUCCCUCUAGCUCCACCACGGACACGGCUAGCCGCGAUCAAUCGCAAAGAACUGUGGCUAACGACAACCGCCCUCGGAAAAAAGUUAAGCUGUCCUGUGGCUCAAAACGCAUCGAGAAGGAGGAGACGCUAGAUAACCCCAAGCGAAAUAGGCAUCGCAAUGGCAAAAUCGAUAUGGGUCAAGUUGUGAAGGAUCCUAAAUGUACGAUAUUCAAAUGUUCUUACUGCGGAUUUGGCUUCAACUAUGUCCAUGCCCGCAAUCGUCAUGUUCGGAACAUUCAUGAAAAGCAUCUGUUUGAUUCAUUUAAUUGCGACCAAUGCAGCUACACGACCGUUCGUCGAGACCAAAUGCGAACUCAUUACCGGGUGAUCCAUGAACAAUUCUAUCCGUUUCGAUGCUCCAUCUGUGCUUACGGUGCCGUGAAAUCGGCCAAAAUUAUCGAGCACGUGCAAGAAAAUCACGGGGGGACGGGUGAAGUGACGAAGCUGAAAAGAGCACCAAGUAAGGAGAAGAACCUCGACUUGCUCAAAGUCUCCAAUCCAAACCGAUUAAGGAUUGAAGAAACAGACGAAGACGUUGUGAUCAGCGUUCAUGACGAUGGCGCUUUUGAUUUGAUCCAGAUUUCUCCGAAGCAAAACCCAAGCUCAAAAGCUCGGAGUGAAACUUCACUGAGUUGUCCCCCGAACGAGGAUGGCGAAAUGUUUGGUGAUGACUUAAUUCAAGAGGCUGUUCUGAAAUGCUAUCAACACUGGGAUCUGCGCCACAUUGAUCAAACCAUUCAAGGUGUGGUGCAGCAAAUUUGCCAACGCUAUGAAGAUGAGAUAAAGAUGUUGAAGCAAUCCCAUGAAUCUUUGAUUGAAUACGCUUCUCGAUAUCGAGAUGCGUUCAAAGAAAUCCAAAUGAGGACUCGUGCCAAAAACGUGGGUCAAGAUGAGCUCAAGGCCGAAGACAUGCAUGACUGUGUCGUAAGAAAUGAUGGAAACAUCGAAGUCAUUGAACAACCUAGGGGAAGCAUCUCGUGCAAAAUAUUUGCCCUCGAGAAAAACAUCAUGUCCGAGGCGGAGAACAAGCUCUAGUUGUCAAGCCACCAAAUCGGAUCAGUUUCGAGAAAGUUCAAGUCCAGAAAGUCAGAAUAAUAUAUGUAAAUACUUGUUUUAAUUUAAAAAAAUGCGUGUUCGUGUUUGGUUUA